AGUGGCCCUGCGGUCUGUCCGGUGCUCUUGAUUCCAGGCUGUCGAGUAUCUGCAGUGUGGAUAGUGCUCAGUGGUCCUCUGUGUCGCGAGGGACAGUCGGUGCAAGCCCAACCAAGCCUGCCACGUCUCUGUCUUGCGGUAUCCACCGCAGAAGCACCUUGUCUGCCGCCGAUAGUAGCGACUGUCAUGCUGGGAUGGCAACAUGCUGUCUGGCGCGCUCUGGUCGUCGACUGGCGACAAGUCGCUUAUCGCAUCACUGAGCAUAUCUGGCCUUGCGACAAGGCGCUGCAUCGAUUGCAUGUCCCGUCUAGUUAAUGUGAACUCGUCCAGAAAGGCCAUCCGCGCCUCUAGCGUCUUCAUCAGCGUCCAAGCCUCCAAAGGCACAGCCGCCUGCUGCUGUUGUUGGACGAGUGUCAUGGACUCGAUGCGGGACGAUAGAGAGCCUACGCUCUGGACAAUGGUGGAUGUCGACUCGUCGAUGCGCAAGGACAGGGACGCCGCGUCCAUGGCGGCCACAGUCGCCUGCAGUGUGUCCAAUCUUCCUAGCAUCUCGGCCGUAUCCGCACUCAUGGCGCUGAGCGACUGGCCGUUUUUUGCAAGCUCUGCCGCGAGCCCUCUUGCCUCAUCCUUGACCGAUGUCAAGGCAGACGCAUGUGCCGUCGACAUGUCGCUGGAGCUUCAGGGUCUGCAGCGCCAGCAAGAGGAUAGAGUUCACAUUGGUGAUUCGCUGCUCCAUCUCGGCCCUCUUGGCGCCGCGGAAGCCAUACUCGAGCUUUCUGUACCCGUCCCGGCACCUGUCGCGAAACCCGGGGUCGGACACCUUGCAGCCGGCAUACCUGACGAUGAAGUCCUGCAGCGCCUUCAGGUCCGCCUCGCACGACUUGGUACUGUUGGCAAUGUUCAGGAGCAGCAGCGAGGUCGUCGUGCUCGCCGAGUUUGCAGCCGCCGUCGGGGCGGCCGUGACGCGUAUGCACUGGAUGCCCCGGGCGAGGAGGUCGAGGGUGCCGGAGAGCGUCUGGGCCCGCCGCCCGAGUGACUCCAGGUCGUCCGUGUGGCUUCUCACAGUGUCGGCAUAGGUUAUGAUGCCCUUGCAGACCUCGAUGCCCAGGGAUAUCGCGCCCAGCGCGAGACCUGCCAUCGCCGCCAUCUUGAUCCUCGCCGGCGCGGGCACACGGAAACACGCCGCACGUUGGGAGUGGAGACAUCACAGAAGUCGAUUGUGCAAGCUUCAAG
Messenger RNA from Microdochium trichocladiopsis, 1233 nucleotides. RefSeq lists its product as uncharacterized. The transcript has 2 exons. NCBI's taxonomy places the organism in Eukaryota, Fungi, Ascomycota, Sordariomycetes, Xylariales, Microdochiaceae. The record is from RefSeq and is a predicted model, not a curated record. Bases 203 to 1036 code for a protein of 277 amino acids.